AUGUCGCGCUCGUGUAGCCUGCGUGUGCCAGACCUUUUUACCCCAGGCGCCGAUCUUCACAACUUGACCGCCGCCGCCGCCGCCGCCACCGACACCUCCCAGUCUAAGGCGUCCGACACUGCCAGCCCCUCCCGGUCGGAGGCUGCCACCUCGGUCUUCCAGUCUCCGGAGAAGUUGUCGCAGCUUCGCUUCAAGCGCGCUUGGGGUCUGGUUCGCGACUCGGCCUUCCAACUCCCGGUCCAGUUCCUCCUGGUGUGGUUCACGGUCAACAGCGUGUCUCUCUUCCAAAUUGUCCUCCUCAUCGGCCUCCUUCGCAGUCCGAUCCUCGGUGUGCUGAAUGCCCCGAAGCUUUUCUCAGACAUCUUCCGCGCACCGACCACCCCGCAGGAUACCAAGCAGGGCUCUGCCCCGGCCUCGAACGCCGCCCCGGCCCCCGUCGACAAUUACCUCCUCCCACUGACGGCAUACAUUUUCCUGCAAAUGCUCUCCCUCGGCUUCUGCCUGUUGAAGAUCCACAAACUCGGGCUCCUGCCAACCAGUGCCAGCGACUGGCUGCAGGCUGCUAUGCCCCUUGCCCGGACGGAUGCCCUCGGGCCCCAGGGCCUUGUGUUCGGCUUCGGGGCAGGUCGCUCCUAGAGGCAUGCCCCCCCCCCCC
This is a messenger RNA of Fonticula alba, 655 nucleotides long. RefSeq lists its product as hypothetical. Gene Ontology annotation, cellular component: EMC complex. The record is from RefSeq and is a predicted model, not a curated record. NCBI's taxonomy places the organism in Eukaryota, Rotosphaerida, Fonticulaceae. Gene Ontology annotation, biological process: protein folding in endoplasmic reticulum. The transcript is spliced from 4 exons. Bases 1 to 636 code for a protein of 211 amino acids.